GAUAGAGAGUUUGGAUUGAAUAAGUUGCCACUGAUUGGAGCCCGGUUUAGUCUGAACUUGCACACGGUCCACCGAGGAUCGCUUCUUUCGGCGUUCUGAGUAGAAUUUUUAACGCUUAAAAAUGAAUCUCAAACUUGCAUUGCUCGGGAUCGUUCUAAUUUAUUGCGUCACGUGCGAAGGUCGAGUGAUUCGUCAACGGGUUAAGCGUCAGGAUGUGAUCUUCAAGAACUACGACCAGGAAGACGUGCAGGACUUUGAGGAACGCAUGAAGGCGAGGCGUCCACUUCCGCGAACUCCGGGUUUCCAGCAGAGCAGUGCUGCCAACACGGGCUCACAAACCGUGGUCAACCAGCACGGAGUGAUGCAGCAGACUGCCGGAGGCAGUCAAUCAGCAAACUUGGCCAACGAUGGUUCCAGCGGUCAGCUCAGUGCCGCAAACACCCAGCAGCAGACGAUCCAAUCCGGCGACAACCUACAGAGUCAAAACAGUGGCCAAAGUCAGUCGGCAAACUUCGGCAAGGAACAUCAGAUCCUCUCGAACGCCAAUGCCAACACCAACACCCUGAAGGAAAACGGAAACAUCCGACAGCAGUCCGGAGGUGGGGCCGGAACUUCCGUCGUGGACAAGCAGGGCAGCCAGUCCAGCCAGGCUCAAACCAACAGUGAACAGUUUCAAAACGCAGACGGCCAGAAGGGUUCGAAAUCAACGGGGUCCAGCCAGUCGCUGCAGAUCGGGAACGACGGAUCGGCGUCCGGUGCGAACAGCAAUACCGGGUCGGAAACGGUGCAGCUGGCGGACGGAACCAAAAUCACCAAAUCGUUCAGCUCGUCGUCGAGCUUCCAGAGCAGUGGCAAGGUGAAGGUUGGAGCGGUGGCGUCGAGUAUGUCCAAUACGGCGGGAUGAAUGUCUUGAAUGUUUUGGUUGUGACUGCUAUCAAUUUUUGGGUUUGCUAUGCUAAACGUGAUAACGGGUGACUUGAAUAAAUUUUGAUGAAGAAGAA
Culex pipiens pallens (northern house mosquito) is the source of this 1001-nucleotide messenger RNA. RefSeq lists its product as uncharacterized. The transcript has a single exon. Bases 122 to 904 code for a protein of 260 amino acids. NCBI's taxonomy places the organism in Eukaryota, Metazoa, Arthropoda, Insecta, Diptera, Culicidae. The record is from RefSeq and is a predicted model, not a curated record.